UAUGCGCUAUCCAGUGGGUUUUUUUUUAAUUAUUAUUUGUUUUCGCUCAGUGAUUGACCCGCACCCACGCACCCUGUCGAGACAGGAAGGAAGCCUUACAGCCCGGUGAUCUCAUUGCAGUGCAGCAGCACAUUAUUAGUGUACUUCCUUUGCCCACUUGUGCACGUCCUGUCCUCAGUAAAGAGUCAUCCUUUUCUCCCAAAUAAGGGAACUGCUCAUAAUUUUGCUUACUAUUUGUGUCAAAAAAAAAAAAAAGAAAAAGUCUGGAUGAUAAGUCUUUUAUGUUGCAGCAUGGCGGUGGUUGUUCUUCCACACCAAAUCCGACCGAGCACACCUUAAUGGCCUCACUUUUUUGAUCUUGCAAAAUACUGUGAAUGUGACUUUGCAUUAUAUGGCAUACUCGUGGACUGUAAUAACCAUGCUAGUAAUGUUUUGAUUAGAGAGAAUCCAACAAAUACAUCAUCAAAAAGACUGGAUUCUACCGUCUGAUUUUGUGCGAGUUUACUAUUUCCUUUUUGUUUCACUUUUCUGUAAAACAGUUUUGUAGUGCAUUUUCAGUUCAUCCUGAGUAGUGCACUGCAGUCUGUAUAAAUACUGUAUCAAUAAGUUUGGUAUUAUUUAAAUCUGCGACGGAUCUAUAAGCGAGCGAUCACCAAGGAAGUAGGGGAAAGGUCGUCCUGGAAGCUGAUGUAAGAUGUUUUUGUUCCCGAAUCUUCUUGUAUUACACGUUAUGUAUAUGAAGGUGUGACGUGUCUGCCGCCUGACGACGGAUCCACUCGGUAUUGCAGCAUCGAAGCCCCGCCCCCGCCUAAUGACGUCACCGCGCGAAGAGUCGACCCGAACAAAGGCGAAGUCGCUCGGGCCACUCGCGAGCUGACUUCUCGGUCCGCCCCGUCCGGAGAGGGGAAAACAAACAAACAAAAAAAAAGUUCGACUGGACCCACACCGGACUCAUCUGUUUGGCUACAAAAGCCAGAACGGGAGACGACUGAAAAGCGCCGCCGCUUUCGGAUCUAAAACGAACUCUUUCUGUCGUCGGUUUUCAACGCGCGCGUGCCGCUGCCGGUUUGCGCAACCGCCGUGCAGGCGUCACACCCCGGCGAAGCCACCUUCAGCUUUCCCCGGGAGCGCAGCCGCUGCUAUGGCCGCGACGACUCGUCCUUAACCGGGCUUUGUCGGGAGUCGAGCUCUGACUGGAUCUUUUUGAUCUGGAGGUGCCGUCCAGUGCAAGAUGAGCGUGGGCGUGGUCGAGCGCCGUUUCAAGAGAUUACUGGACGACCCCCAGGAUGAGUCGCCCAAAUGCAAAAGACUCUGUCCGGACCUUCCGCCGCCUCUCCCCCCUCCUCCCGACACGAGCCCGCCGCUUCACCUCGGUCCGGCUAAAAGCCCCUCCCCUCAGUCCAACCAGAGCCAAUCAAAAGUCAGGGUUGGGCCUUACUUCCUGUUUGAGCGCUGCGAUGGCGAGGACACGUACAGAGCCGUGCACGCCGCCACACAGCAGCAGUACACGUGUCAGGUCCUGCCCCUGUCCAGCUACCAGGAGAAGCUAGCGGUCUACGCCCGCCUGGGUCGCCACGGGAACAUCUGCGGCCUCCUGGACACGGUGAUCCGGCGGGACGGCGCCUACCUGUUCCUGCCCGCCCACCACGGCGACAUGCACGCGUACGUGCGCAGCAGCAAGCGCCUGGGCGAGGAGGAGGCGGGGCUCGUGUUCUCGCAGAUGCUGGAGGCCGUGGCGCACUGCCACCGCAGCGGCGUUGUGCUGAGGGACGUCAAGCUGCGCCGCUUCGUCUUCACCGACAGAUUCAGGACCCGCGUGGCCCUCCUCGGCCUCACCGACUGCGUCCUCCUUCAGCGCGGCGACUCCGACUCCAUGACGGACCGCCACGGCUGCCCCGCCUACGUGGGCCCCGAGCUCCUGGCCAGCGGCAAGGCGUCGUACUCCGGCUGCGCCGCCGACGUGUGGAGCCUGGGCGUGUCCCUGUACACCAUGCUCGUCGGACGCUACCCCUUCCAGGACACCCGGCCCGCCGCCCUCUUCGCCAAGAUCCGCCACGGGGUCUUCAGCCUCCCCCCCUGGCUGUCUCCGCUGGCAAAGUGCUUGAUCGGAUGCAUGCUCCGAAAGUCGCCCGCCGAACGCCUGCGGGCUCCCGAGCUGCUGGCGCAUCCGUGGCUGAGCGACUGCCGCGCGGCGCCGGCGCUGCCGCACGCGGCCCGGGGGCGCGGCGCGGGCCGAGCCCCGGAGUCGAGACACGAGGACGACGACGGGGGCGACCAGGUGGUGCCCACGUGUGCCGAAAAACAUUAAAAAAUGAUAUAUAAACGAUCAUAAACUUAACACGACUCCGGAGUCCUGGAUUCCCUGAGCCUCAAGUGCCUUCAACUCCCCGCAGCUCUGUUUGAGAUACCAAAUACUAAUUUUUUGGGUGAAAAAUGAAGUACAGCGAACCCCGAUAUGUUCACCAGGGACAGGGACCGAGCCCUUGUGCGAAUAGUGAAAAUCAUGCCCCACCUCCCAAAAAAGAUAUUUGCCUACAAAUCCCAGAAGAUGGCAACAAAGCACCGUUUAUUAAAUUGAAACUCCUCUUCUUACGCUAACAUAGUUUCCUGACUUAACUGCAGACAAGUCGAGCAAAAAAGAUAGUUCCUCGACACCACGAUGCCACAGGGAUGGUGGCUCUGCACUAUGACAUCAGGAAGCCACAAGAUGGCAGCAAAUAAUUAUUUUCACAAAAUUGAAAGUCCUCAAUUCACUUCAACAUCGUGGCCACACAAAAUACAAAUUUUAUUCGCGGUGAAAUCUUGAUGAGCAGGUUACCCACUACAUAGUUCACUAUGUAUUUAGUGAUUAGCGUAGUGACAUUAUUAAAAAAAAAAUUUUAAACAAAAUAAUUAGUAAAUAAAUUCUGAACACGUGUUUUGUUUUUUUUUUGGGGAGGGGGGUGUGAAAUGCCCAAAAAUGCUGCAGCAUUAAAAAGCUGUCUUAUCGAAAUUCCGUGCUUUGGCCCUCCUUUUGUGACAUCUUGUUGCCAGGGAACUAUGAAUCGAGUUAUUAAAUCAUUUAAUUGAACUGGAGGAGCUUCUGCAGGACAGGUCAAAGGCCAUCCUAAUAAAAAAAAAAAACUGUGCUUUGCCGCCAUCUUGUGUCCACUACAAGACGAAACCUUUUUAGGGCGAGGUGUCAAUUAAUCGCAAAGCGCUCUCUCGAUUUUUCGUAUUCAAAAUUUGCGCCACAGCUAAAUACAUAUUUUUCCAAAGCACACAACCUCAUUUUCCGACAUAGUUCUCCCCCCACCCACCUCCACUCGACUCUUGACGCGUGGUCGUAGUGUGUCCAUGUUUACGCCACAUACUCCCGGUCUACCUCGGUUCUUGACAUUUCGUUUUUGUUUCUCCUUGCUUGUCCCCAAACUUGAUCACGUUUAUGUCAACAUGUAAAAUGUUUUAAUUUUCCCACCACAAGGUUGACGUGGAAGCAGACGAUAAUUAUUCGAGGCCUCCUGGUUAAAAAAAAAAAAAAAAAAAGAAGCCAACUAAGAGCUGCAUACUGAAUAAAAAAUAUUUCACAAAA
Molecule: messenger RNA, 3571 nt
Organism: Syngnathoides biaculeatus (alligator pipefish)
Lineage: Eukaryota; Metazoa; Chordata; Actinopteri; Syngnathiformes; Syngnathidae
Product: tribbles homolog 2-like
Exons: 4
Coding region: 1232-2308 (358 amino acids)
Biological process (GO): positive regulation of proteasomal ubiquitin-dependent protein catabolic process; protein phosphorylation; regulation of MAP kinase activity
Cellular component (GO): nucleus
Molecular function (GO): mitogen-activated protein kinase kinase binding; ATP binding; protein kinase activity
Source: RefSeq, a predicted model, not a curated record